GUUUAGAUGAGCCAGAGCACACAAAAGUUUCAGAAGAUAGAUCUGAUGAAAGUUUAAAAGAAAUUAAAGAAAGAUUUAAGAAACUUACAAGUGAAUUCAAUAAGAGUUAUACAAAUUUCAAUAAAGAACAGCAGAAUUAUAAACAAAAACGAAGAACAAAAGAGAAGACAUUUUCAGAAGGAAAAACCUGGAAUAUUAAGGUUAAUGUAAAAGUAACGAAGAGGUAAAAAUGAAUAAAGAAAUUCUUAACGCUUAAUUGUUUUUCUGUAAUAAUUUUUAAUAUCUUUAAACAAAAUAAAAAACAUAUGUAUUCGUGAAACAAGCCAAGACACAUCAAAACACUUCUUCCUGUAAGAACUAUUCGCCCAACACAAGAUUACAUUUCACACCCACUUUUCCAGUCUUUCAAGAAGCAGUUCAAGUGCCCAGUUCACACGUUAAACCAUGAACCAAAAAGAGGAAACCUUGAUGCAAGCACAGGCUGAAUUAAAAGAAAAACGAAAACAGAACCGGGAAAAUAAUGACCAAAGAUCAGAAGAAGGCAAUGCAGGAACUAUAACGCCAAAGGAGGGAAAUGCCAGCAACAAAACAGACGAAAAAACUAAUGAUGAUUCUGAAAUUAAAAAAGUAGCAAUAAGCCAUGAUUCCCUGAAAUCCAAGCAACCAACAAGUGAAAAAACUAAUGAUGAUUCUGAAAUUAAAAAAGUAGCAAUAAGCCAUGAUUCCCUGAAAUCUAAGCAACCAACAAGAUCUAAUCAGAAAAUUGAACCUGUCAAAUCUAAGGAUUCUUCCAGAUCACAAAAUCCAACCAAUGAUUUGGCUAAAGGUAGUGAAUCACAAUCAAGAUCUCAAAAUCAAAAUGCUGAAUCCGUUAAAAGCAAUGAAUCAAGAUCCGGCCAAAAAGUUGAACCUACUAACGACAAGGAUUCCGACAGCUUACUGGGGAUGGGAUUAGAAGCACUCUGUUUAGGUCACACAAGCUCUGACAAAACACAAAAUCAAAGCAACAUUUCUGCUAAAGGGAGUGAAACAAGAUUAAAUCUGAAAAAAAGUGAACCAAGAGAAAAUCUGAAAAAAAGUGAAUCUACCCGAUCUAAAGAAUCAUCCAGAGAUAAACGAAAACAGCAAGUGUCUUCCAAAUCAAGGGACCGAUCCAGACAAAAAAGAAUGCAGAAGAACAAGGACUCAAUCAAUAAAGGAGAUAAAAUGAAAAUUCAAUCAGAGGUUGGCGAGGAUGCCAAGUUUAAAAAAGGGAAUGAACUGGACAAAGAAAAAGAGGUAAAACAAGAAGCUCAAGAAGCCUCAAAGGUAAAUGACACUGAAACUGAUGAAAAGGCACCCCAAGAAAGAACAGAUUUACAACCUCCUAUUGACAAAAAGAAAGACGAUGCUGAAAGUGAAGCAGCAUUCUCUCCUCAGUUAUACUCUUUCACACAGAUGUCUAAAACAAGUGGUGUAAGAUUGGCAAUGUCACCACCGUUCUGGCUUCUCAUGGAUCACCUCUUGGCAGUCACGUGGAAACUUUAUUCAAAAAAAGAAUCAGAAAAAAAAGGGCUAGGAAUUGCACAACUACAGUGGGCUUAUGAAUUUUUGGCUGUGAUGAAAGAUAAAAAUAAUGAACUGAAGCAACCUAUGAACUCUCUAUCAGCACUCUUGGAAGAUGCACUUAUAAAUGCUUACUCAAAACUAGGGGAUAUUAAUAAAAUAUCAGAACAAACAGAUAGUCAAGGUUUUAAAAAUAAUAAGGCUACUAGGAAAGAUGACACUGAACACGAGGAAAAAAUGUCAGUAGAAACUGGCAAUAAGCAAUGGGAACCACAAGAAAAACAAGUAUCAUACACACUAAAUGAUAUUUUAAUACGAGCACCUACUCUACAAAAAGAUUAUAGUAAAGAAAGCAAGACCAAAGAAGACAAACAGAUUAAAAUGCCUGAGCAAAAAAAAACUCUUGAAAAAGGUGAAGUGUUAAAAUAUCUUGAGCAUAUAAAGAAAGAGCAGAGGGAUAGAGCAUAUAGAGAGAAGAUACACUUGGAAGAAAUUGAAGAAGUAAUAAAAUUAGUACAAAAAGAUAAAUUUGAGAAUGAAACUUGGCGAAAGUCAGCUCUCAAGAAAGAAGACAAAUCGAAAAAAAGAAUGCAUGAAGACUUACUGGCAAAUGAAAAAUCUGAGGUCCAUUUUAGUGCUUGACUUUAUAAAUGCUUUUUUGAAAAAAAAAAAAAAAAUUAAUAUACAUUGCUAUAUAACUAGUUUUUAUUUUAUAUUUUAAUGUAUUAGAUAAAUCGCUAAAAGGCCUGUCAGAUGGGGUCCUAUAAUUUUUAAGUUUUUCUUUUACUUUUAGAGACCAAAUGUGACUUUUUAUAUAUUAUCCAAGACUUUUAUUGGCAUGUUGUUUUUUCCAAAGUUAUUUUAAUGGGGAGUUUGCAAACUGAAGAUUUUAUAUCAACCCCAGGGUUUCAUUGUUUCGGACACAAAAUAAAACGCCCAUUUGGAAGUACUUUGGAUUCAAAUUCAGGGCUGUUGACAUUUUAAUGAGAGACCUUCCAAAGGUGAGUUGCCA
This is a messenger RNA of Cimex lectularius (bed bug), 2557 nucleotides long. RefSeq names its product DNA ligase 1. NCBI's taxonomy places the organism in Eukaryota, Metazoa, Arthropoda, Insecta, Hemiptera, Cimicidae. Bases 445 to 2187 code for a protein of 580 amino acids. The record is from RefSeq and is a predicted model, not a curated record. The transcript is spliced from 27 exons.